Molecule: messenger RNA, 1383 nt
Organism: Paramecium sonneborni
Lineage: Eukaryota; Ciliophora; Oligohymenophorea; Peniculida; Parameciidae
Source: the annotation of a GenBank genome assembly
AUGGAACAACUAUUAGCAGUUAAUAAAUUUAAGGUAAAACUAAAAUUGAAUGUCAAAGUAAUCUAUAAUCAUCUAUUUAAUUUAGAUUGUCAUUACUCUUGUUUAAAUUGUAAUGGAAUUACAACAACGAAUGUACAUCUUACUUUUUAAAACUGGAAAUAUUUGUAUUUGUUAAGAUAGCUAUUAUGAAUAAAUAAGUACCUUAAGUUGUUAAAAAUGUGAUUUAUCGUGUUUAACUUGUAAGAAUUCCGCUACAUAUUGUCUUUCUUCUGAUACAACUUAUACUAGAGGGUUCUAUUUUAAUACAUUUUCCAAAUAAUGUAAAGGUAUUUUCUAAAUUAUUAUAAUUAAUAUAGCAUGUGCUAUAAAAUGUAAAGAAUGCUAGACAUUUUCGUAAUGUAUAGAAUGUGAAGAUUUAACAAGAUAUUUUGAAUAAGAUAAUAUGAAUUGUCCAUAUAAAGAUGGAUAUUAUGAAAAUAAACUAGAGAAAUGUGCAUGUAUAAAUAUAAUUAAAAUAUGUAAGACUUGUAAAGUGAAUUCAAGUAAAUGUUUUGCUUGUUAUGAAUUAUAACAUUAUAGAUAAUUAAAUCUUUAUUAAUGUAUUUGUUAGAAAGGGUUUUAUGAUAAUGGUUAAUUAAUUUGUGAAAGUAAAUAAUAAAAUUAUUAUUAUCAUUCUAGAAUGUUCUAAUUAAUGUCUUACAUGUUAUGGUAAAAGAGAUUAUUGUACAAGUUGUGAUAUUAAUUGAAAUAGAAUAGAUUAAUCUGUUAUAAAAAGUUGUCCUUGUUUAGGUGGUUUUUAUCAAGAUGAAAAUGAAAAUUAUGUAAAUAUUCAUUGAUUGUAAUAAUAAAUAGAAUGUCAUUUAAAAUAUUAAACUUGUAACUUGUUCAAUAUCUAAAACAUCAAAAAGAUAUUCUUUAUCUAAUAAUUGUACUUAAGUCGAUUAUUAGAAGUGUAGUAAUCAUUGUAAACACAAUUGUUUAAGUUGUUUUAGUAAUCUUAGAAAUACACCAUUUUUUGUAAUUGCAAAUCUGGAUUCUUUGAAAAUUCUACUAAAAAUUGUGAACGUAUAUUAUUAUUAUUUAAAUAUUUUAGCUUGCAAAAAUUAAUGUGAAACAGGCAAGAAAUCCGUGUCAAAAUGUUUAAUUUGUAAAGAAGGUAGGUUAUCCUUAUUGUAUUUGUAUUAAUUAAUUUAAUUAUUUAUAGAAUGUGAAUAUUAAUGUAAAACUUAUAUAGAUUCUCCAUUAAACUGUUUAAUUAUUAAAGGUGAUCAUAUCAACAUACCUUAAUGUAUAUGUCCAGAUGGAUUCUAUGAUGAUUUUAUAAAUGAACUUUAUUAAUUUGUGAUCGUUUAUGUAAAACAUGUAAUUUAAAUUGUUGUUUGA